AUGUCUGACGCCGAUAUUGAGGCCGUUCGACGGCUGCAGGCCGAGCGUAAUGCAGCUGCUGCUAGUAAAAAAGGUUCUAGGACCUUUGACUCAUCUAGUCAGCGCACUGACAACUCGACCAAGGCAUCCCUGACUGAAUCCUUCGACACAACCCUGUACGAUCGAAACGGAUCUGACAAAUUUGCUGGCUACGAGACAUCUAUUGCGGUAAAUGGCGACGAUGAGGACGACGACAUGGAAGACGCCAAUGGCGGUCACCGCUUAGUCGGACAGUACACUGCUACCCGAAGCCAAAUCGAUGAGAUGGCGCAAGGAAACGGUGUGGAAGAAGAAGAUAUUUUACUUGGUCGUGAGAAAGCCGCCCGUAUCUCUGAUCGAGAAACUGAUUACCAGAAGCGACGGUUCAAUCGCGGCGGUCUCACACCCACACGUGCCGAUCCUUUUGCUGCCAAUGCUGACGGUCAGGAUGGAAAAGACGGCCAGACAUACCGGGAGGUCAUGGCGCUCCGGGAGCUUGAGAAAGAGGAGGAACGCGUGCAGAAACUCAUUGCUGAAAAGCGGGACCAAGGCCAGGACAUGGCCGCCGAAGAACAUCAACCUUCACUGAAAGCCACACAAGACGACACUCCAAUGCCCGAUUCUGGCGCCACUGCUGAAGCUGGCAAGAAGCGAAAGAAGCGGUGGGAUGUCGGCGCCCCAGAGAACGAGACCUCUGAAGAAACCAAGCCGGUCGAAGUCAAGACCAAGCGCUCUCGUUGGGAUGAGGCUCCCGCUCCCGGUGCCCCCGAAGAACCUAAGCGUCGAUCGAGAUGGGAUCUGGCCCCCGCGGCCACACCUGUUGGCAACCAAGGGCUCGCGACACCUAUGCAUCCGUCUCAGGCGGCCGGCGGCGCGGCAGCAGGCUUUGGAGCUGACCCAGCUAUACGGGCUGGAGACUGGACCGAUGAAGAGCUUGACAUGAUGCUGCCCACUGAAGGCUACAAGAUUCUGGAACCCCCUCCCGGAUACGCCCCUGUUCGGAAUGUUGCACGCAAGAUGAUGGCGACACCGGUGCCAUUGGCCGGCGCCGCAGGAGUUGGUGGUUUUAUGAUGCAGGAACCAGAAAAUGCUCGAUCUAUGGGUAAGGACCUGCCGACCGAUAUUCCUGGUGUUGGUGACUUGCAGUUCUUCAAGCCCGAGGAUAUGGCAUACUUCGGUAAGCUCAUGGAAGCUGGAGAUGAGAGUACCAUGACAGUGGAAGAGAUGAAGGAGCGCAAAAUCAUGAGACUGCUGUUGAAAGUCAAGAACGGCACACCUCCCAUGCGCAAGACUGCGCUGCGUCAGCUUACUGAUAAUGCGCGAAACUUUGGAGCCGGCGCACUUUUCAAUCAGAUUUUGCCUCUGCUGAUGGAGAAGUCGUUGGAAGAUCAAGAGCGCCACUUGCUGGUCAAAGUCAUCGACCGUGUUCUGUACAAGCUUGACGACCUUGUGCGCCCCUAUGUGCACAAGAUCCUGGUUGUGAUUGAGCCCUUGCUCAUUGAUCAAGACUACUAUGCUCGUGUUGAGGGCCGAGAGAUUAUUUCCAAUCUUUCCAAGGCUGCCGGUCUUGCCACAAUGAUCAGUACUAUGCGUCCUGAUAUCGACCACGUGGACGAAUACGUACGAAAUACCACCGCACGAGCUUUCGCGGUUGUAGCCUCUGCUCUCGGAAUUCCGGCGCUUCUGCCUUUCCUACGAGCAGUGUGCCGCAGUAAGAAAUCCUGGCAGGCUCGUCACACGGGUGUGAAGAUCGUCCAACAGAUUCCCAUCUUGAUGGGGUGCGCCAUUCUUCCUCACCUGAAGGGACUCGUCGACUGUAUUUCCGACAAUCUCAGCGACGAGCAGGCCAAGGUGCGUACAGUCACUGCAUUGGCUGUGGCCGCGUUGGCUGAGGCCGCCAACCCUUAUGGUAUUGAGAGCUUCGACGAGAUUCUGAACCCUCUUUGGACCGGCGCCCGCAAGCAGCGGGGCAAGGGUCUUGCUGCGUUCCUGAAAGCUGUGGGCUACAUCAUUCCACUUAUGGACGAAGAAUAUGCCAACUACUACACCAGUCAGAUUAUGGAGAUUCUGCUUCGAGAGUUCUCUUCGCCAGAUGAGGAAAUGAAGAAGGUCGUUCUCAAAGUCGUGUCGCAGUGCUCCAGCACCGAUGGUGUGACGGCUAACUACCUUAAGGAACAUGUCUUGACCGAUUUCUUCAAGAGCUUCUGGGUCCGCCGCAUGGCUCUGGAUCGAAGAAAUUACCGUCAGGUCGUUGAUACUACCGUGGACCUCGGCCAAAAGGUCGGUGUUGGGGAGAUCCUUGAGCGCAUUGUCAACAAUUUGAAGGAUGAGAGUGAACCCUACCGUAAGAUGACCGUUGAGACGAUUGAAAAGUUGGUCGCCUCGCUCGGAGCGGCCGACAUCUCGGAGCGUUUGGAGGAACGGCUCAUUGACGGUGUGCUCUUCGCUUUCCAGGAGCAAAGCAUUGAAGACAUUGUGAUUUUGAACGGGUUUGGCACAGUCGUGAAUGCGCUCAGCACUCGAUGCAAGCCAUACCUGCCUCAGAUCGUGUCUACCAUCCUUUGGCGGCUGAACAACAAGUCUGCGACGGUGCGUCAACAGGCCGCCGAUCUCAUCUCCCGCAUCGCAAUGGUCAUGAAGCAAUGCGGUGAAGACGCUCUCAUGGGGAAGCUGGGUAUUGUCCUGUAUGAGUAUCUUGGAGAAGAGUACCCUGAAGUCCUAGGAUCUAUUCUAGGUGCUCUGCGGUCCAUUGUGACCGUGGUGGGUAUCAACCAAAUGCAGCCGCCCAUUCGUGACCUUUUGCCCCGUCUGACGCCCAUCUUGCGUAACCGACACGAGAAGGUGCAGGAGAACACCAUUGACCUUGUCGGUCGAAUCGCAGACCGUGGCCCGGAAUCGGUGAAUGCUCGAGAGUGGAUGCGUAUUUGCUUCGAGCUGCUGGAUAUGCUCAAGGCUCACAAGAAGGGUAUUCGCCGCGCGGCCAACAACACUUUUGGUUUCAUUGCCAAGGCCAUCGGUCCUCAAGAUGUGCUGGCCACUCUCCUCAACAACUUGCGUGUUCAAGAACGUCAGUCUCGCGUGUGCACGGCGGUUGCCAUUGGUAUUGUUGCCGAAACAUGCGCCCCCUUCACGGUGCUCCCGGCGUUGAUGAACGAAUAUCGGGUUCCCGAACUCAACGUGCAAAACGGUGUUCUCAAGGCCAUGUCCUUCCUUUUCGAGUACAUUGGUGAGAUGGCCAAGGACUACGUGUACGCGGUGACGCCUUUGCUCGAGGAUGCUCUGAUCGACCGUGACCAGGUUCACCGACAGACCGCCGCAAGUGUGGUUAAGCACAUUGCCCUCGGCGUCGUUGGCCUAGGCUGUGAGGAUGCCAUGGUGCACCUGUUGAACUUGGUCUUCCCCAACAUCUUCGAAACCAGUCCUCAUGUCAUUGAUCGUAUCAUCGAGGCAAUCGACGCUAUUCGUAUGGCUGUUGGCACGGGAACUGUCAUGAAUUACGUCUGGGCCGGACUCUUCCACCCUGCUCGCAAGGUGCGCACUCCUUACUGGCGACUCUACAACGAUGCCUACGUCCAAGCGGCGGAUUCGAUGGUCCCUUACUAUCCGGACCUGAAAGCCGACGGCUUGGACCGCUCAGAGUUGGACAUUAUUGUGUGA
This is a messenger RNA of Penicillium oxalicum, 3675 nucleotides long. RefSeq names its product U2 snRNP complex subunit HSH155. The record is from RefSeq and is a predicted model, not a curated record. The transcript is spliced from 2 exons. Gene Ontology annotation, biological process: spliceosomal complex assembly. Lineage: Eukaryota; Fungi; Ascomycota; Eurotiomycetes; Eurotiales; Aspergillaceae. The coding region runs from base 1 to 3675 and encodes 1224 amino acids. Gene Ontology annotation, cellular component: catalytic step 2 spliceosome; U2 snRNP; U2-type prespliceosome. Gene Ontology annotation, molecular function: mRNA binding.